UUCUGAGUCUUAUUCUAAGAUAUAAAAUAUAAGCUUGUUUGACGGAGCCAUUCCUGUUUGUAAACACUAUUACCAGGAAUGGCUAUACUGAACUUAUUUGCCGGAGCCAUUCCUAUUCGAAAACACUUACCAGGAAAGGCGCCACUGAAAACAUCGAGUAAGACAUAAGAUAUAAGCUUCUUAAAGAUUCUUAGUAUUUUGGAAAUCAGCUUCCAUCUUUUCCGUUUAAAAAUAGAUGCUUCAGAACUCAACGAACCAAAUAACAGUUCAUAAAAUAUUCACAAUUUGAACAGGUUUCUGACAUGAACCAUUUUGAAGACUACAAAACCAACCUUACCUAGCUGCCUUCAAGAUGAAGCGAAGAACGAAAUGGAAACAAGAAAGCUUUAAUAUUCCUUGUUUUUUGUUUCUGUAUUUAAAUUUUCUUUUUCCAGUGUUUUGUUCAUCGAUAAUUUGGGCGUCGAGCGAAGAUAUAUCAAGACCAAAGAGGCUGUUGGGAUAUCGAGAUGCUCGAAGAGUUGAGAAUGAUGAUCUACUCAAGUUAUCGAAAGUUUUACGAUCCGUGAAUGAAGAGGAAGCACCAGCAGUGAAGAGCUUAGAGACAGCUUUACAAUCGAUUGAAGAGGAGAGCACCCUUCAUGAAUCAAGAAAAAGAUCCAAAAUAGCCAAAGUUCUGGCAGAUCUUGAAGAUCAUACAAAAAAAGCUUUAUCAAACAAAAAAAUUAAAAACGGAUCAAAAAUCCGUCAUUUGUGGUCAGAACACAUGCCAAAAAAUAGAAAGGACGGUCGUACCGUUACCAUAGAUACCGUAAAGGGCAAAAAGAAGGUCUUCAUUCCAAAGGGAUGGAUAUUCUGUACGGUAUCACCUCUCCGAUGCUAUUCAAGUAGAAACAGAAAACGUACAGUUACAAAGAGACAUAUCCAAAAUCAUGCGAACGACAAUAUAAAAAAAUCAAAAACCCCUGGACGAAGAUCCUCCAAGCUACACGACAUGAUACAGAUGUUUUAACAAAGCAAUGUACUGUCAAAGCAUAUCUUGGAGUACCUGUGGUGGUACUGCAGCUAAAAGACUGGGUACAAAAACGAUGAUAUGACGUCAUGCACAGUGUAAACUCUUUUGAAACUUGGGCUCGCUGUGUUAGGAGCAUGCACUAUUAAAAAGUAUAUAUACAAUAUGUAAAUUAAGCUGUAUAUAAGAUUAAAUAUCACGAACGAGAAAAUAAAUAUAUUGAUAUGAUCAAUUAUUGAUAUUCACUCUAGAAGUUGAAUUGAAGUCAGUUGUACUAAUAAUAGAGUCGUA
Actinia tenebrosa (Australian red waratah sea anemone) is the source of this 1300-nucleotide messenger RNA. RefSeq lists its product as uncharacterized. NCBI's taxonomy places the organism in Eukaryota, Metazoa, Cnidaria, Anthozoa, Actiniaria, Actiniidae. The record is from RefSeq and is a predicted model, not a curated record.